UCGAAGUUCAUUAUGUAUUGUAUGCUAUUAUAUUUUCAGGGCACACACGCACAUGUGGACUGUAUCUACAUUGCUGGACACGAAUAUUAAGACUUCUUCAAAAGUUUAGGGCCUACACAGAGAUUUUUUUUUCUUAAUUAUUUUCUGCUUUACUAGGAACGGGCUAAAAUGAUCUUUAAGAUAGUAUUUUCGGUUCCCUUCCUUUUAAGUAUGAUCUUGCUUUAUGUCGAGAGUAGAGGAACUCCUUUCGUGGACAGCAAGAAUGGUCGAAUCUUGGGAAGGACCAUUGAGGUCACACCCUGGCAGUUACCAGAGGGCGAGACCAUAGUGGUUGAGGCAUACACCAAGAUCCCAUAUGCCGAACCUCCAGUGGAAGAGCUGAGGUACAAGCAUCCUGUCAAGAAAGUUUGGAUGGGAGAACUGGAUGCCACCAGACCAAACGUUGCUUGUCCUCAGUUACCAUAUCAUGGAUUUACUGUUGAAAUGGAAGAGACGGAGGAUUGUCUGUACUUGGAUGUAUUUGUGCCGUCGCCAAGGCCGAUUUCAGCUGCAGUGUUGGUGUGGAUUCAUGGAGGAGGGUUUCAGGCAGGUGCAGGAUCUGUGCCCGAACAGCUACCAAUACCACUGGCAUAUUUUGGAGAAGUCAUUGUCGUUACCUUCAAUUAUCGACUAGGAAUGUUGGGAUUCUUGAAUACAGGUGACGGAGAAAUCCCAGCUAAUCUUGGAAUGUUUGAUCAACGAGAAGCGCUCAUCUGGGUCCAAGAAAACAUAGCAGCUUUUGGGGGUGAUCCAUUACGUGUUACCAUCUUCGGGGAAAGCGCAGGAGGUGCAAGUGUAAAUCAACAUCUUGUGUCGCCUCUCAGUGCUGGAUUGUUUAAUGGUGCUAUACUACAGAGUGGAAAUGCCAUUUUGGAAUCUGGAUUGGAUACAAAUCUCGUCGACAAGACUUUCAAAUUUGGGAAAGGGGUCGGAUGUGAUGUUGACAACAGCAAGGAUCUUGUGGCUUGUUUGAGAAGAAAAUCUUGGGAAGAACUGAGAGAUGGAUAUCUCGAAUUGUUCCCAGAUAUGGUUGACAAAGUGGUGGGUUGCAUUGUAGAUGGGUACUUCUUACCUGACAAACCCAUCAACCUGAUGCUCCAGGGGCAUCUUAACGCCGACAACGUCCUCCACGGUUCUUUAUCGAAUGAAGGCACCUGUAUGUUGGUCUUCAGUGGUCUAGCUUCCACCGAGGACAAACCACCUCCUGUUCUAUCAGUUGAGGAGUUCAAGGCUCAGCUCUUAAGGUUUUUCAAGGUUCCGGAUCCACUUCUACUGGAUACACUCGCCUUCCUCUACUCCGACGACGCGCAUAUUAUAGGAAAAAAGGGCGACUACUUCCUGAAGCUGGCUGAUGUUUUCACAGACUUCUUCACUUGCUCCGAAAAUGCAUUCUCUAGUCUUAUGUCAACGGCGGGGAAAACGGUCUACAACUACAACAUGACACACAUACCCUCUCACUCAGCCUUGGGUCAUCUGAAAUGGGCAGGAGCAACUCAUGUAGAGGAUAUCCCUUAUGUCUUUGGUAGUCCUCUACUCCGUGAUAGAGAAGAAGGACCCAAGGGCAUGUCCGGAUUCUUCAGUGGGACCGAGGAGGCUGGCUUGUCAAGACAGAUCAUGAGAUACUGGUCUAACUUUGCGAAAUCAGGGAAUCCCAAUUUAUCAUCCAAAGAUCCUGAGGUUGUCAACAAUCCGCUUGGUUUUGAGGAAUGGCAACCAUUUACAAAUGAACACCCUUACUAUAAGGAAUUAGAUUAUGGAUUUCGUACAACAGAAGGUGUGAUGAAAGUCAAGGAAUGUCACUUUUGGACUCAGAUACUGCCUAAGAUGAUUAUCCAAUCAUUUGAAAUGCUAAAUCUAAAGAUGUUGACUGAUCGGGUGGCUGAACAGAGUUCUGGAACAUGCGAUGGUGAUUCCUGUUUAGAACCGUAAGAUUGAGGGAAACAUUACUGCCAACCUGGGUGUGAAACAAGUAUAGGCCAUCAUUGACUAGUUGUCAUCACUAACGGACUGUUACGGCGGCUACAAAUUGAAAUUAGUAGCCCAAAUUACCAUUAAGAAGAUAUGAGUAGCACCAUGAGUAGCAUGCUGGGAAUGGGCAUCAUACUUGCACAAAGAGCUCAUUGCUUAGAUAAAAGAAAAUUGAACGUAUUGAUGGUAAGAUUUAACUCAUGAAGAUACAUAGGAAGUUGGUCAAUUUCCAUAUGCACGAGCAAAUUAUAAUGUUUUCUGGCUUUUAAUGCUAUAUAUUCGAUAAAAAAGAGUAAAUUUUACCCAUUUUUUUUUAUUUCUCCUUGUAUGCUAUCUGCUUUAUCACAUUU
Molecule: messenger RNA, 2357 nt
Organism: Lytechinus variegatus (green sea urchin)
Lineage: Eukaryota; Metazoa; Echinodermata; Echinoidea; Temnopleuroida; Toxopneustidae
Product: cholinesterase 1-like
Exons: 9
Coding region: 169-1968 (599 amino acids)
Biological process (GO): acetylcholine catabolic process; choline metabolic process
Cellular component (GO): plasma membrane
Molecular function (GO): acetylcholinesterase activity
Source: RefSeq, a predicted model, not a curated record